Molecule: messenger RNA, 1707 nt
Organism: Staurois parvus
Lineage: Eukaryota; Metazoa; Chordata; Amphibia; Anura; Ranidae
Source: the annotation of a GenBank genome assembly
AUGUCGCCUUUUAGCCUCUUCAGAGGACUGAACCCAGUUCUUGAACUCCAGCCACCACUAGCUCCAUUUUCCUUUGAUCCUGCAGCAGAAGAAGCUUUAAGGAGCAGUGUUUUUAGUCAGUACCCAGUCUCUCUUCCAGAUCUGUCUGACAAAGAUUCAGAAAUCAUAGAGAAAGCUCCCAAUGAUUCCUUUACAAGUUUCAUGGAUGCCACAUUAUUUACACCAAGGGGCAGAACGUCAUUACCAAAUCGGAAAGUGACUCCUAUUCAACGCAGAAUGUCCUUAAAUGAGAUGGACUUUAGAACACCAACAUCUGCCAUUAAAGAGAGGUUUUUGCAAAGGACGCCAAAUUCUUUGCAUAAGAGAAGGUCGGAUGUGACUUGGAAACCUACACCAAGUAGCAAACUGCCAUAUACCCCAACACCUUGUAAACAGGAUGCCAUGGGUGCAGCACGCUUACAGCUUGCACAGCAGGUUGCUGAUUACAUUGUUAAUGAAACCCCAAAAUCUCAGUUGGGACGUGGAAUGGAGCUUGAUGAUUUGCUUGGCAUGCUGUCUUCUGAUCCUUUCUUAUCUAGAAAAGAGAUUCCUCGCACUCCAGAGAACUUGAUUUCAGAUAUUCGAACAUCCUGGCGAAAAGCCAUCCAGACAGAAGAAUUUUGCAAUGUAUCCAGUCCAGUGGAAGACCCAUAUGUAGAAUCUCCUGUAGAGCAAGAGUCCACUCACUGCAGCCUGGUGGACCUGAGUAUGGCUUGCUUCCUGUCUGCUUCUCAUUUGUCUGAGCAUAAUGAGUCACCAGACCAAAGGAUGUCUUUGAGCACUGGAAAACCAGAUCCUCCUGAAAGAGCAGCCUUGAGUCAGAACUUGACACCCUCUUUGGCUAACGAAAUUGAGCAAGAAAAAUGUACUCCAUUAAAGGAAUAUGUGAGAGCACAAAUGUUGCCGUUUGCAGUUGGAGACAAGAAUCAUACUUUUAUUUUUGAUGACCAACAAGUUGAUGAAUUGAAAGACAGCACAAUGAUUAUUCAUGCGCCUAGUCAAGAAAAUGCUUCUGCACAUUCUACUCUUUCAUGGAACUCUUCAAAAGCAAUGGACUUUAACAUCAGUUCAGAGAGCCAUGAUGUGAUCCAGUUUGGCAUACUACAAGAAACUAUCCCAGAAGAUGGGAACAUGAGUCUUAACAGCACAACUAGUGCACAGACUCCGGAGGUAGAUAGGUACAGCACCAGAGUAGAAAGUAGUGAGUGCCCCUCAGAUAGAGAGGGUGGCUGGGAACCUGUGGAGCGUAACAUUGACAUAAAUUCUAUACGUACUAGAUAUGAAGCUCUGAAAAGGACCUUUAUGUCUUUAACAGAGGAAAAAAGUAUUGUAGAGCACACCCCUUUAAGCAGGGUUGCCAAGCAAAAAUCUGAAUCCAGCCUUCCAGCGGAGACUGGCAGUGUCUUCAGCCCCUUAGAUAAAGGACUGACAUUGGAUUUGAAGUAUCUCAACACUCCAUCACCCAGAGACAGAAAGCUGUCACUUCCGCAGCUCAUCUCUUUCUCUCCCUGUGAAGAUAAUGUACGUGCCAGGACCACGGAGGACUUCCCAGAUGUUUUUGAAUCACAAGGCACUGGGAAUAUCAAUCAGACCUUCGAUUACACGACUUCUGCGCCAGACCUACAGAAAAGUACAGAUGAAGGACUGGGACAACUUAUAAUGCUGUAA